AUGAGCAAGCUACGCAUACUGUGCCUCCAUGGCUUCACGUCCAAUGGUGCCGUGCACGCGCACCAGCUCCGGCGGAUUAGUGCCCAGCUUCCAGAGUAUGAUUUCCUCUUUCCAGAGGGUCCUCACCGAGUCGACAUCGCCGAACAAAUGGACAUGACCAAGCCCGCCAACCAUGCCUGGUCUGAGAUUGUCAUGUCCGCGUCUUCUUCCGGCCACAGAGCGUGGUGGUUUGCUCGGAAUGGGGACUGGAAAUCCAAGACUAGCGGCGGCUUCAUCGGCCUUGAGGAAUCGCUCGACUACCUAGGAACUUACCUUCAGGAAAAGGGACCUGUGCAUGCGAUCUGGGGGUUCAGUCAGGGCGCCUGCCUGGCGGGCAUGCUGUGCGCGCUACUGCAAACCGGACUCGCAAUGCAUCCGCUUCGCAGGCAUCUACAACCAUCCCACAACGCUGACAGCGUGAGCCUCACAACUCCGCUAGCUGGCAUCAUCUUCUCGGGCUUCCGAGCACGUUUCCCCCAAUAUGAUGCUAUGUAUGAGCCUGGUAUUGAUGUGCCAACGCUGCACGUGCUCGGGGAGCAAGACCCGCUUGUGCGCAGCGAACGCAGCGAAGCAUUGCUACGCGUGUGCAAAAGUGGUGAGCGUGUUAUUCAUCCUGGGGGACACGAUAUCCCAAAGGGGGAAGCGGAUGUGGCGAGGAUCGUUGAGUUCACAAGAGAACAUGUGAGGAGUAGUGGCAAGCGCGCUGGGUUUUCAUUUGCGCAAGCGUCCAUCUAA
This is a messenger RNA of Didymosphaeria variabile, 774 nucleotides long. RefSeq lists its product as uncharacterized. Bases 1 to 774 code for a protein of 257 amino acids. NCBI's taxonomy places the organism in Eukaryota, Fungi, Ascomycota, Dothideomycetes, Pleosporales, Didymosphaeriaceae. The record is from RefSeq and is a predicted model, not a curated record. Gene Ontology annotation, cellular component: nucleus; cytoplasm. The transcript has a single exon.